UUUUCUAGAACGGAGUCAGUAGGUUGUGGCCCUGCUCCAGGUGCAUCGUAUCAGUCGUACCUAUCAGUCCGUACGAUAUAACACACGCGCAGUCUCGCGCUCACACUCUGCGACGGACGACCGGCACGCGAUCGUAUAUAGUAUAGUAAUUCGCUUCUCCCGAGACACUUUAAUAAACGUACUCGACGUUGUAUCGCGCAUCGAUAUUGCCCGUGUCGACGUUUUUGUUUUGCAUCGCUGCUAUAUAACCUUAAAACCGACAUAUAAUUAAUAAAUAAUAUUAUUAUAACAUUUAAAACUAUACACACACGUCGGUACAGUGUAAUGUGCAAUUGUUGAAACAGUAUACUUGUAUAUACUUACGCGAGCACAAACCGUAUUCCGUAAUCGACGAAAGAGUAUAAUCUUUACCUUGCCAUACGAUGAAGAGUCUCGGAUUUGCCGAGUACCUUGCCAUUUGUUGGUGCCUGUGCCAAUGUCUAAUAUACCACGGCGCAUCCGGAGCCAGGGAUUCCGCGUGCCCCAGGAUAUGUCCGCAGGGAAGUUCUGAAGAGCCGGUAUGCGGUUCGGACGGCAUAAUCUAUCCGAACGAGUGCGAAAUGAAAAAGAAAACUUGCGGCAAAGGCAUAGUCACGGCAGAGAGCUCAACGCAGUGUCUGCGGGCGUACGGAUCGAAUUGCGAACACCGUUGCGGCAAAGAACAGGACCCGGUGUGUGGUACCGACGGCCGAACGUACCUGAACAGAUGUAUGAUGCAAGUGGAAAUAUGUAGGGUUGGUACGUCGAUGUCGCACUUGGGACCAUGUAACAACAUAUCGGCCCACCGAGAAAACUGUCCGGUGAACUGUGACCAGGCGCCGAUGGAUGGACCAAUUUGCGGAUCCGACGGAAAUGUUUACAGGAACACUUGUCAAAUGAAACUGUUCACUUGCGGCCAAGGGGUAGUGAGAACAUCCAAGAAACACUGUCAGACGACCAGACACUGCCGGGAAUCGUGUUGGCGGGUGUCAAAGCCUACUUGUGGGUCGGACGGCAACAUAUACAGCAACGCAUGCCGGAUGAAGUCCAAAAACUGUGGAAAGCACGUGUUUGAAGUGCCAAUGGCAUUCUGCUUAAGCCAAGAACGUAAUCGGGUCGGUUCAGCAAACGCGUGUCCAGUGAAUUGUGACAAGGAGAAGGACAGGCUGACGUGCGGCUCGGAUGGCAACGUAUACCGUAGCGAGUGCGAGAUGAAAAUGCUCAACUGCGGACAACAGACCAAGAAGAAGGUGACCAAAGUUGAUUUAGAAAAAUGUAGGGCCAGAAUCAACAAGUGCAACAAAGGCCAGUGUUCAGAUGAAGCGGACCCGAUUUGUGGAAACGACGCUCAGACUUACAAAAACCAAUGCCAAUUGGAUCAAGCAACUUGUUUGAGAGGAAUCCAAAUGGCACACUUGGGCAAGUGCUCGUCGCUGCUGUCCACUGAGAAAUGCCCGCAGAGCUGUGAAAACGAACGCGAAGAACCGGUGUGCGCAUCCGACGGCAACGUUUACAGAUCGGAGUGCGAUUUGAAGAUGAACACAUGCGGACAAAAAGUCGUGGCCGUUCCGCCCCAUCACUGUCCCACGACCGCCUUGUGCCACCAACAAUGCGAGAAGACCAAAGAGUUUGUGUGCGGAUCUGACAACAAGCUGUACAGAAACGAGUGCGAAAUGAAACGCGAAAACUGCGGGAAACACGUAUAUGUGGUACCCAUGAAGAGGUGUCUGACCGGAUUCCAGUUCAAAGGAUGCCAGCGAGUGUGUCCGACCCUGUACGACCCGAUUUGCGGCACCGAUCUGAAGACUUACAGCAACGACUGUUUCUUGGAAAUGGAGAACUGCCGGUCCCGGUCGUUGGUCAGCAAACAGUAUCACGGCGUUUGCGGGCAGCCCACCGAAGAGCCCAAAAACUAUUUGUACUGAUCCUACACAAUAAUAUUAUUAUUUAUUUUAGUAUUAUAGUAUUAUUCACGAUGACGCAUGCAUAAAUUAUUAUUAUUAUUAUUAUUAUUAUUCGUAACGAUUAUAAUAUUAUGUCGCGACUUUUUUUUUUUUUUAUAUAAUUUAUACAGAUUAUAUUAUACCUACUAUGUUCGUAUUUUAAUUCAAUACGAAUUUUUUGGACACUGGAUGCGUUUAAUGACAUCUGAGAUUCAUCAAUAUAUUUUAUGAUGCAAACAUAAAAAGAAAUCGUAUAAUAUUUUAAACGUUAACCACCUCAAAUUUGUUUAAAAAUUAAGAAUUGAUGUCGAUGCCACAAGUCAUUCUGUAAAUCAUUGUAACGCAUUUUUCUCUCCUUAUGAAGUUCUUGUAACACCAAACGUGUUUUUUUUCUUAUACCUAUAUAGAUUUAAUGUACUACAUUAUUGUAGAUAAUAUUAUUAUAAAAUUGAGCGACAUGGCAUGAAAAUCAAUCAAAUUCAAACAUAUUACCUAAUACAUAGAUUCUAGGAUAUUGAAUUUUAAUUUUAAGAUUAUUUAUUAAUUAAUAAUAAUAUAUUGUGCUGUCAAAAAAAAAAAUCUACUUAAGCAUUGACCUGUCAAAUUGAUAAUAUAAUGUGUCUUGCCUGCCCUAAGAAUAUUAAACUUAGCAAGUGCCAAUAUAUAUUGUAUAAAAAUUAAACAUAUUUAUGUAAUGAAAUUUUAAUUAAAUGUAUUGGUCAAUUGAUUUUUGAAACUUGUAUUAGUCAUAAUUUAAUGUCAUACCUACUGUUUAAUUAACAAACAAAUAAAUCAUAGUAAAAUAAAACAGCUAAAAACUGA
Messenger RNA from Aphis gossypii (cotton aphid), 2783 nucleotides. Its product is annotated as agrin. The record is from RefSeq and is a predicted model, not a curated record. Gene Ontology annotation, molecular function: protein binding. The transcript is spliced from 9 exons. The coding region runs from base 423 to 1943 and encodes 506 amino acids. Gene Ontology annotation, biological process: cell differentiation; multicellular organism development. NCBI's taxonomy places the organism in Eukaryota, Metazoa, Arthropoda, Insecta, Hemiptera, Aphididae.